AUGAAAUCGAAACUGCGGGCCCUGUGGGAUCACCCGGCGGGCCCGAAGACGAUCCACUUCUGGGCUCCGACGUUCAAGUGGGGAUUGAGCAUUGCCAACGUCUCCGACUUUACGAAGCCGCCGGAAUCGGUGUCGUACCCGCAGCAGGCGGUGAUUGCGGUGUCGGGGAUAAUUUGGUCCCGCUACUGCUUCGUCAUCACCCCAUGGAAUUGGAAUCUCUUCGGCGUCAACUCCGCCAUGGCCUGCACCGGCUUCUACCAGCUCGCCAGGAAGCUCCGCCAUGACUACAGCGCCGCCGGCCCUGAUCCAGCGCCGGAGGUCGCCCCAUCCUAG
Striga asiatica is the source of this 333-nucleotide messenger RNA. NCBI's taxonomy places the organism in Eukaryota, Viridiplantae, Streptophyta, Magnoliopsida, Lamiales, Orobanchaceae. The record is from the annotation of a GenBank genome assembly.